AUGAAUGCAAUCUUUUCGGCAUUUUCAACUGCUUAUAAAAAGAUCAAUCCAUCUACACUUAAUGGUGCUAUUGAUAUUAUUGUUGUUAAACAAGAAGAUGGAACACUUCGUUGCACACCGUUUCAUGUUCGUUUUGGGAAAUUAGGUGUUUUACAAAGUUUACAAAAUAAAGUAUAUAUUACAAUAAAUGAUAUUCCCAUUGAAGAUUUAUAUAUGCAACUGGGUGAAGCCGGUGAAGCUGUCUUUAUUGAAGAAAAUAUUAAUACACCUGUUAUUGGACCAAUACGUCAUUUGGAUCCAUCAGAUUCACAUACAUUUCUUGAUCCGGAUAAUUCUUUAUCAUUAUAUCCAGAUAUGAAUACUCAUAAACAUUUAACAAAUAUUGAUUGUUCACCACAAAUAAUUAAUAAACAACUUGAUGAACAAAAAGCUAUUGAAAAUCAUCAACCACGAGAAGAAUAUGCUUAUGAAAAAGAAAAACCAACGAUAAAUAUUGAUGUAAUACAUUCAAAUACAAUUAUAUCAUCACGACGUCGUCCAAAACGACGAUUAGUACAUCGUUUUGAUCAACUUCAUCGACAAGCAAGUGAAGAUGAUGAACCAGAUAGACCUUUUGCAUCAUUUAAACGUCGUUCACGAACACAUAAACGAGAUUCAACACCUGUAACAACAACUACUGAUACAAAUAAUAAAGUUCAUUCACCAAUUAAAUUUUUACGUAAACGUAGUGCAAGUGAAAAUGAUAUGUUUAUAUAUCAACAUGAUUCAGAAUUUAUGCCAUUUGCUGAUGCACGUAGCCGUUUUAAUAGUAUUGAUAGUCGACCAAAAACUCUCAAUUUAAAUGAUUUCGAUAAUAAUGAUGAAAAUCAUGGAAAUUUAACAAGAAAUUCAUCAAAUCCACUUGUUAUUGAACAAACAUAUGAAUCACCAAAACUUAAUGAACAAUUAGAUAUAUUAAAUAGUUCCAAUUUAUCUCAAUCAGCACCAUUAGGUGGAAUGAUAAAUCCAAAUACAACUCGUAUUAGUCAAUCAGAUGAUCAUACAAAUGACUUUUAUGCACAUGAACCUUAUUCACCAACAUCAUCAUAUGAAACUGCUAUAUCACCACGACCAACAAGUCCAAAAUCAGAUACUGAAUAUGAAUUAGAUAAACCUUCUCAACAACCACCAAGUGUUGGUUGGCAAUGGAAAUGGGGUGAAUUACCUGAACAACGACGUAGUGUUUUCAGAUAUUUUUGGCCAUCAUCGAAAAAAGCUUCACCAAAAGAAGGUAUAUAUCUAGAUGAUAUUACAAGCAAUCGAUGCGCCGAUCGAUCACGUUAUUUACCUCAAUUGGAUUAUCAUCAAAAUCACCAACGAACAACGAAUGAUGAUGAUCAAGAAUCUGGAACAGGAAAUUCAAUACCACAAUCACCAUUUCGAGAAAACGAAGCUUCUUGUCUACUUGGUGAUGCUCAAUUAUCACUCUGUGGUAAUAUCAAUAAACAAUCUUCAAUUACUGAUGAAAUAUUCAAUGCCCAUCUUGUUUCUUUCGAAUCAUUUGCUAGUAAUCCAGCUAUUAUUAAUGAUCCAAAUCUAGUUGUACGCAUUGGCGGAAAAUAUUAUAAUUGGAAUGUUGCUUCAGCACUUAUAACAUCAACAAGUAUAUUUCAUAAACCAUUACCCGUUGAAACAAUCGAACAAUUACAAGAUAAACAUAUGGCACAAACAAAACCACCUACAAAAGGAGGCGGUUGGUGGUUACCAUUUUAUGGUAAAAAAUCGGAUAUGAAAAAUGACACAUCGAAAGUAACAACACCAAUAACAACAACAGAUGUAAUUGCUGUAGCUGCAAAAUCUGAAAUAACACCUUCAAUUUUAAAUCAUACAAAUUUAAAUGAUAAUUCUAAAUCAGAGAAAACUUCUAAAACGGAUAAUGAUAGUGAACAAGAAGAUAGUGAAGUACGAAAAUUAACAGCUAAAAUUGAACAAGAAAAAGCUCAACAAAAACAACGAUCACCAUCAACACAUUCUUCUCAUCAAACAGUGUUGAAAAAGACUAUGAUACUUUCAUCUGAUCAAUUGAAACGUUUAAAUCUUAAAUUAGGUCAAAAUAAAGUUGAAUUUAGUGUUACAACAGCAUUACAAGGUACAACAACAGUUGAAUCAAAUAUAUUCUUCUUUGAUCAUAUGACAAAAUUUGUUAUUUCUGAUAUUGAUGGAACCGUAACUAAAUCCGAUGUUUUGGGUCAUAUUAUUCCAUUACUUGGUGGAGAUUGGUCACAUGAUGGUAUCGCAGAAUUUUUCAAUGCUAUUCAAGAAAAUGGUUAUCAAUUUAUAUAUUUAUCAGCACGUGCCAUUGGACAAAGUCAAAUAACAAGAAAUUAUUUAAAGAAAGUUAAACAGUCUAACAGAGAAUUACCUGUUGGACCGUUACUUAUUUCACCUGAUACAUUAAUGACUGCAUUCUAUCGAGAAGUUAUUUUAAAGAAACCUGAAGAUUUUAAAAUCGAAUGUUUAAAAAAUAUUGCUAGUCUUUUUCCUGGUACAAAUCCAUUCUAUGCUGGUUUUGGUAAUCGAAUUAAUGAUCAAUGGGCUUAUACUGCUGUUGGAAUACCGGUGACGCGUAUUUAUACAAUAAAUCCACGUGGUGAAGUUGUCCGACAAAAAAUAUCUCAAGUUUUAUCUUCAUAUAAAAAUUUACAUGAAAUAGUUGAUCUUUUAUUUCCACCAAUGGAUUCAUUUUCUGCAAGUGAAACCUAUUCAGUUUAUACAUAUUGGCGUGAAGAACAAACAAGUAACGCAUUCGAUGAUGAAAUGCGUGCAGAUUUAGAAGAAAUUGCAAACCGACAAAAGCCAGCUAAAUCAAAUGCUAAAAAUAAAGGAACAACGGGUUCAACAGUAUCAACACCAACAACUGGUAUUCCAUCUAAGACAACAACAACAGUUACCGUGUUAAAAUCUGGAGGUGAUAAAUUAUUAACAAUUGCUCAAGCAACUGAAAAUACAGUAAAACGAGCAUAA
This is a messenger RNA of Adineta steineri, 3003 nucleotides long. The record is from the annotation of a GenBank genome assembly. Lineage: Eukaryota; Metazoa; Rotifera; Eurotatoria; Adinetida; Adinetidae.